AUGCCUCUUAUAACACCCAUUGUUGCCGCCGUUUCGGAGCCUACGGCUAAACCCGCUAGGUUCCUGUUAGUCGGAGUUGGCCCUCAUGCCAAGCGCACCUUCAUCAAGCAUCUCAAGGUCCUUAAAGACGAAGGAAAAGCCGAACUGGUCGCGGCCGUUGAUGUCAUCCCAAACCAGGCUCGAACGGAAGAAUACGCAGCAGUCCACUUCCCCGGGCCCGAACUGAUCUUCGUUCCUAUGUUCCGCGACCCGAUGCCGCCGAGUGUUGUGGUUCAGCUCGACGAAGUCGUUGCUCGCCUUGGUAUCGACUGCGUUAUCAUUAGCGCAGAGCCGGAAUGCCACAAAGCAUACGGUCUUUGGGCGAUUCGUCAUGGACUUCAUGUCAUUAUGGACAAACCUAUUACUGUUCGCAGAAACGCCGUUACGGAUAUCAGCCAGGCUGCCGGUAUCUCGGAGGACUACCAUGAGCUGUUGGAAGCAUAUAAUGAGCUCCAGACUCGCAAGGAGACAUUUUUCCUCAUCAACAGCCACCGUCGGUAUCACCCUGGCUUCUAUUGUACGAGCGACAUGAUUGCCGAGAUUCAAGCUAAGACUGGCUGUCCCGUCACUAACCUUGUCUCAACUCAUUGCGAUGGUUUAUGGAGGCUCCCGGGUGAAAUCGUCGACCAGCACUAUCACCCCUUUAGGUAUGGUUAUGGCAAGGUCUCUCACAGCGGCUACCAUUUCCUUGAUACGACAUACCUCUUCAUGAAAGCUGGCUGGAGCGCGAGCAAACGGCCAGAUGAAAUUGAAGUUGUUUCGUCGUUCCUCAUGCCGAACGGUUUCAUGCGAAGCGUCACUACCAAGGAUCACCAGGAUAUCUUUGGUGCGGAGGCUUACGACGCCACGACCGGGCAUUCGGAAAAGCAAGUGGAAGAACUCAUGGAGACCAUGGGUGAGUACGAUGCCAUGCUCCAAAUUGCCUUCAAACGGGAAGGUGAGGUCGUCUCGACAGCACAUAUCAACCUCCUACACACCGGCUUCUCGCGCCGCUCAUGGCUAGAGAAUGGAAAGAACCCAGAUCUUUACAAAGGUGUUGGAAGGGUUAAGCAUGAGUCCCACGAGGUUCGCAGCGGACCUUUCCAGACCAUUGUGAUUGACUCGCGUCAAGCCAACGACAAGCACGACCGUAGCAAGCCCAGCACGGCUGAGCUCGGCAGCGACAAUCAUUUCGAAGUCCAAUCCUGGCGUAACUGCGAUGUGCUUGGCGAGAGUGACCCCCUCAAGGUCUACACGGUAGCCGACCUUGACCGGCGAUACGAUACGCAAUUACCAGGUAUCUACUCUGAGAAUGUUAAGCGAGGGAUCCUCUGGGAGGCUGUAGACUACUUGAAGGGCAACAAGCUAUUGAACAAGAUGGCCUCAAAUCUGGCGGAUCACAGCGUCCCUGCUGCGCUAAUGAGCGCUGCAUACGCCUCCCAUGUUCGACGCACAUUAGGCCUUAACCCAAUUACUCGCAUUGACCUUUCCUACUCUUCUAGUAGGUGCAACCACUCCCCCCCACUUGUCCAUAAAUGCUGA
Messenger RNA from Lindgomyces ingoldianus, 1560 nucleotides. RefSeq lists its product as uncharacterized. Bases 1 to 1560 code for a protein of 519 amino acids. The record is from RefSeq and is a predicted model, not a curated record. Gene Ontology annotation, molecular function: nucleotide binding. Lineage: Eukaryota; Fungi; Ascomycota; Dothideomycetes; Pleosporales; Lindgomycetaceae. The transcript has a single exon.